This is a messenger RNA of Siniperca chuatsi (mandarin fish), 1944 nucleotides long. RefSeq names its product UPF0500 protein C1orf216 homolog. The transcript has 2 exons. Bases 162 to 1391 code for a protein of 409 amino acids. NCBI's taxonomy places the organism in Eukaryota, Metazoa, Chordata, Actinopteri, Centrarchiformes, Sinipercidae. The record is from RefSeq and is a predicted model, not a curated record.
UUUUUCUGCAUUUUUGUCUAAUUUUACCACGUUAAUGGGAAAUGUCGAGUCUUUUUUUUAACCUCACUGUUUCGCUGUAGAUGGAUUAGGGUGUAAAAUCUUCGUGUUUUGUGUUUUUUUUUUUUUUUUUUAAACCUUACAUUCACCAGUAAGCCGUAAAUAUGCAGCCACUGAGCGCCAUUGGUCGCCUUUUUUGUGUUUUCUGCCGUCGUCCGUGCAAAGACAGGCGCCGUUUUGUACAGAUAAGAAACCACCCAGCGGAACGACUGUUUUGUGAGUCUCAGUCAAGGUCAGUAAUGCUUCACCAUCAGGACCAACCUCUGAAGUCGGCCUAUGGAGGGCAAGGAGGCUCCAACAAUGGCUCUUCCUCCUCACUGCGCAACAGGAACAAAGACGGCAACUUCAACUUCCUGCCCGGUAAAGAUGAUGAGGGCUUCACAGGCAACGGAGGAGGAGACGAGAACCGAAACCAGGUGCGUCCCCGCAACCUGGGCCCGCUGGGUCGUGACCCUCUGAACUCCUCGCCGUCUACUGGGUAUCACCACAACUCAGGGCUUCUGUCACCGCGCUCCCGCCUGCCCUGCUGGAGCCCCCUGGAGCCCCUGCCCGAGAUCGAGAGCGGGGAUGACGGUUACGGCCGAGUGCCCCCUGACGGAGCGGAGGAAGGCAGGAUGGAGGAAGAGGUGAGAAGGGUGAUGAUGAGCCACAAUGAGGAGAAGCAAAGAGAGAAAGGGGAGCUGCAGAGGAGGAAAAGCAGCUUGGGUUUCAGAGGAAGGGAGGAAGAGGAAGACGAGGUGGGGCUGGACGACGAUGACGAAUGGGGCAACAGCGACUCUGAGUCUGAGUUAAGCUACCAGUCGGGCAGCAGCAUGUCCUCCCUCAACAUGGACAGUGGAGGCGAAGGGAAGCUCAUGGGAGUCUGGGACCGCAUCGGAGUCGGGGAACCAAAACCCAACCAGCAGGAAAGUGACCCAACCAGAAACAGUAACAGAGAACCAGCUGGAAGACGCAGAAGCUGCAGCCGCAAGUCGCUGACAGGAAGCAAUCUGGGGCAUCUUCUGGAGGAAGGAACAGAAGAGCAAGGCAAUGAUGAUCGGUCUUCAGACUCAGACGGCGAGCUGCCAGAGCUGAUGGACGCGGUGUGGACGCUGCGAGACCGCGAGCGCUUCAAGGCCCAGGAGAUGGAGAAGCACCAGGUGCAGCUGACCAUGUACCGCCGCUUGGCGCUGAUCCGCUGGGUCCGCACCCUGCAGAGCCGCAUCCAGGAGCAGCAGAACCGCCUGCAGUCCAGCUUCGACGUCAUCCUCACACAGAGGAAGGAACUGCUGCGCAUGGGCGCCGCUGCCAACGUGGCCAACGCUGCGCCCGCUGCCGCUGUCAGCCAGUCAUAAAGAGAGAGAGAGGAGGAACUGAAACAGGAAGUGGUUAAAAACGCCAUUUUAGUUCUCUUUGCUUUUAUCCUGAAGACAUUUCCCCUGAAAAAGAAGACAGUCCAUCAUCCUGUCUGACAUUUUUUAGCUUCACACUUGUGUUGCUGAUUGUAAUGACACAAAAACUUGUGUUUUUGUUGAUUUUCUUUACUGGUGUCCCACCCAGAGCAUCAAUAAAUGUAUUUGACUCAUCUUCAACUGAAGACUGGACUCAACGCCUGUAUCUACACCAAAACCAAAAUGUAUCACUUAGGAUGUAUUCUGGUCAAAGCAAGAGAUGAUGAACACUUUGUUGUGAGAUUAAUAUGAUAUUUAUAUCAAAAAUAUUCAGUGUGUGUAUGCUGUUGUUCUUUGUCUUAACCUGUGUGUAGAAAACACCCGCUGUACCAAAAAAAAGUAUCGGAAAAUAAUAUAGAUUUUACAUUGUUAGAGAGGAUUUAUACCGUGAGAUCAUGCUGUAUAUAGAGAGAUAAAAGGUACAUUAAAAGAAUAAAUAAAAUGAUCUUAUAUCUAA